This is a messenger RNA of Heterobilharzia americana, 1918 nucleotides long. NCBI's taxonomy places the organism in Eukaryota, Metazoa, Platyhelminthes, Trematoda, Strigeidida, Schistosomatidae. The record is from the annotation of a GenBank genome assembly.
UGAACAUGUACAUGUGAAAGAGCACCUGAAAUCGAAUAUUAGAAAUUUAUAACACAUUUUUCUUUCAACAAUUCAGUACUUAAUAAAAUUAUAAUACAUGCGUCCUCACAGUAACACAGCGAAUAAAGUGCCCGGUUUACAGUUACACAGAGUUAUACGAUUAGGUGAUAAGUAUGACAGUCAAGUACUCACAUUCAUUGUACCAUCUCAACUCACCAGAGGAUUUUUACAAAGUGUUCAGUCUAGGGACUUUUAUUAUGGAGGUCAUCGAUGGUUUAUACGUAUGGAGUAUUAUAAAGAACCAAAUGAACACGGUAUUGGAAAAGAAGAUUCACAUUUUGUGCAAUACCGUAAACAACCACUGGGUGUUUCGAUUCACUUAUGCAGUGUUUCAAGUGGAAUGACAUGUAGGCUGAAAAGCGUUAAAUUCACAAUUCCACAUCAAGAAUUUUAUACCCAAAACCUAGUUCAAGAAUUAGAAGAUAUACAAUUUAGAUGUUCCAAUAUAUCUCAUAAAAUAUCUACAUGGAUUGAAAGCGGUCUGCUUACAAAUGAACGUUAUCUAUUUGACGAUUCUACUUGUAUACUGGAAGUGGAACUUCAAGAUGUUCUGACUACUUAUGAAGAACAAUUGCGUGUGCCUAGGGAUUCCAAAGAAGCGGUUCGAUGUAAGUCACUUGAAUCAACAACAUUCUCAUUCGCUGGAGAUGAUUGGAGCCUAAUCAUAGAUUGGAGUAUCUCACCAGAUAAAUCACGAAUGCAGCAUAAAGAUGACAGUAGACCAAGGUUAUUUAUUCAAAGGCACAGCUCUCCAAAACAUUGGACACGUUUAAGAUACGGCCGAGUAGAUCUGAUACCAACAGCCCCUCAAGGGGGUAGAAACUGUGCACGAGUUGAAGAUCCCAACGGUGUAGAUUGGAUUAUAAUGAGUGAUAUUUUAGGAACAUAUAUACGCCUUAAAUUGUUCCUCCCAAAUGAAUCUAGUGUCAAAUAUAACGAUAGUGAAUCAAACAUGGAAGUGAGAUCAACUGCUUGGUCAGUACAGUUGAUACCAUACGACACAUCAUUAAAUAUCGUCAAGUCCAUGAGUCCAUUUUAUGUUAUCUACACACCGGCUAGCACCAGUGGGCAAACGACAGUGCCAUUGAAUUCAAAAUCCCCCUGUCAAGAGGUCGUACUCCCUUUAGACGUUGAAAAAGUUUGUAGUUCAAACUUUGGCUACUCUCGUCCUAAUGACAAUGCAAUUACUCUACGUAUUGAAUGGUUAUAUUCACACGUACUUUGUCGAGGUGACUAUCAAAAUUACGAUGAGCUAGUAGCAAUGCAGCGUUAUAAUCUGAUAAAAGAUAUAAAUAUCAAAGUUCUAGAAAUCGAUCGUCUAACUAGACAAAAAGCGGUUCAGUUUUCAAUAUCAACCGAGAUAAUGACAACUAUACGGAAAAAUUAUCUGAAUCAAAUCCACUUAGUACAAAGCAAACGUAUCAGUCAAGAUAAUGAGGCAGCUACCAACACAAAGACCGGCUUCACACACAGUCCAACUUAUUGUGAUAAUUCACAAACGAAUUCACCAACAAUAAAAAAUUAUUUAACUCCUCCAGUGAUUAUUAAUGGAAGUUUGGAUUCAAAUUCAAACAAUGAAAAUAAGCAUAGUUCAGAGCUGAGUGACGACUCAUUAUCGUCUGGUUCCUACUGGCGACGUCACAGUUCUUGUUUGGAAGAUGUUGGAUCUUCAAAACCAAGACACAGAAGACAGUUACCCUCUCCACCAUCAUCGUCAUCUUCAUCACGACUUGUAUUACCUGGAGGCAAUUCUAAUGCUUCAUCAAACGAAUAUUCUGUAACGAUGCGACCGAAUAGUACAAGCAGCCCACGUUUAUCGUUAAAACAAACAAAUUUGGAAUUCGGUUACACAAAUUAA